Alosa alosa (allis shad) is the source of this 4345-nucleotide messenger RNA. It is a transcript of the gene arfgap1, whose product is annotated as ADP-ribosylation factor GTPase activating protein 1. Gene Ontology annotation, molecular function: GTPase activator activity. NCBI's taxonomy places the organism in Eukaryota, Metazoa, Chordata, Actinopteri, Clupeiformes, Clupeidae. The record is from RefSeq and is a predicted model, not a curated record. Bases 176 to 1501 code for a protein of 441 amino acids. Gene Ontology annotation, cellular component: Golgi membrane. The transcript is spliced from 13 exons. Gene Ontology annotation, biological process: regulation of ARF protein signal transduction; regulation of endocytosis.
GUAGACAAACUGGUGCUGAAUCGUCAACAUGGCUACCGGUGUCUGAGCUUUUUCUGGUUUAUCUUACUAAAUGAAUAGAACAUUUAACUAAAUAAUUAUUUUGACAACACAGCCAAUGAAAUAUAGCACUUACGCAAAUCGAGCAUUUUGUAAGUAACUGAUAUAGCAAGGAGAAAUGGCUAGUCCAAGGACCAGGCGAGUGCUGAAAGAAGUGAGAACAAACGAUGGGAACAACAUUUGUUUCGAAUGUGGUGCAUUCAAUCCGCAAUGGGUGAGCGUGACCUAUGGGAUAUGGAUAUGCCUGGAGUGCUCUGGGAAACAUCGUGGCCUUGGAGUUCAUCUCAGCUUUGUUCGCUCUGUGUCCAUGGACAAAUGGAAGGACAUAGAGCUCGAGAAGAUGAAAGCUGGGGGCAAUGAGAAAUUCCGGCUCUUUCUGGAGCUGCAGGAUGAUUACGAUUCCAACUGGAACAUGCAGGACAAGUACAACAGCAAAGCUGCAGCCCUGUUCAGAGACAAGGUUGCCACUCUUGCAGAUGGAAAGGAAUGGUCCAUUGAAGAUAGCACUGCUAAAAACUGGACACCACCACAAUCCAAGAUGGGACUGUCUUCCUCACACCGCAGCUCAGCUGGCCCGGGCCAAAACUCUGGCAACCCCUCGGACAAAGCCUUUGAGGACUGGCUGAGUGAUGAUGUCAACUCGUACCAAAGUGGAGGUGGUUAUAGUGGUGGCCAAGAUAAUCGCUAUGUUGGAUUUGGCAAUACAGUCGACCCCCCGAAGAAGGAUGAGGAUUUCCUGAAUAAUGCCAUGUCCUCAAUUUAUACGGGCUGGAGCAGUUUCACAGUUGGUGCGAGCAAAAUUGCAUCUGUUGCUAAGGACAAUACUGUGAAACUUGCCAACCAAGCAACUCUUAAGCUGAGGGCUACAAGCCGCCUCCUGAGCCGGGGGCAGGAGCUAAAGGCUGGAAGGACAUGUCGCAGUUUCUCAGCGGCCAAACGGAGAACUCUGCCGAUGGGUCCCAGGGGGAGGGCUACCAGAACAUGGACUCGUCGGCGGGCUACCAGAACAGCGGUGGCGGCGAGGAGCACGAGGGCUGGGAGACCUUCGGCAGCAGCUCCAAGCCCAAGAAGUCGCCCAGCAGCGACAGCUGGACCGUCGCCGACAAUUCGGCCGGCAAGAAGAGCUCCGACAGCUGGGACAACUGGGGCUCGGAGGGCCAGCAGUCCAACAACAAGCACAGCACCGGCGACAGCUGGGAGACCUGGGACACCAACUGGGAAAGUGCCGGCGGCAGCGACAGCAAGGCCAAGAAGAGCCCCGCCAAGCCGGUGGAGGAGUCCUGGGACAAUGCCGACUGGUAGAGUGGAUGCCCCGACGGAGGGUCGUGUCGCCUUUGCUGUGAAGGUGGGCUGCAGUCACCUUGACAACCAUACCAAUUGUGUCAGAUGUGUGAAAAUGUAUUAUUUUGUUUGUUUGUUUUGUUUCCUUUUUUGGAAAUUCUGAGUAAUUUUUGAUGCCACAAAAGUGAAAGGUUAUUUUAGGAUCGUGUAAUCUGUUAAAGAACCUCCCGCCCCCCAGUGUGUGCAGAUUGCCUUUCUGUAAUGAGACCGUUCGCUUUUCGCAAUUCGCCUUCACACUCCCAGAGGCACUGAUGGCAACGCACUGCAGGGUUAUAGUAGUUCCUUUUUAGUUCUCCCACAUGUCGGUGUUUCCUUUUAACACAGCAGACUGUGCUGGAGCCAGACUGCUGGUUUUUUGAUCAGCUUCACAGAAGACGGCAACAUGUGGACCAGUUUCUGCUUUAGCGUUUCAUGUAUUUGAAGUCUUCAGUGAACCUAUCACAUAUUUUUCUAAAGAUAUUUUUUUGUUCAUGUCCUGAAGUCAACUCUAUUUUCUUUUCUGAAGUAGGUUUUUUUUUUUUUUAUUUUUGUGUUGUGACAGCUCCCAACCUUUCUCUGAUGAAUCCAAAUUGUAUCUGUAGUGUUGUGUAGUUGUUUUGAGCACGUUUGACGUUUUUCAUCCACAAUUUUGCACCAUCUCAUCAUAAGCCUCCUCUCUCUUUGAGAAAAAAAAACAACAAAAAAACAAGUAAGGUUGCAGCCCCUGCAAAGACUGUAGAAGUCAUUUGAAGUAUGCUGCUGACUUCAAAGGAAACGAAGUAAACAAACUAGCAGCAUAAAAGAGGGGGGAAACAACAUGCAUCCCAUCCCUACAUGAUCCACCUGGUUCGACUUAAAAGUCUAUACCCACUGAAAACUCGCCCAGAGCCAUACUUGUUCAGUGGGUGUUGUGGACAACUCUUGUGUGUGUGAGAGUGUGUGUGUGUGUGCAUGUAUGUGUUGUAUAAUCUUGUGUUUAUAUAUAAAAUCUGUUUUUUUUGUUUUGUUUUGUUUUUAACUGAUUUCCUCUUGAGCACCUGAGAUGCAGACAUACGGACCUCAGCCUACACUCUACCCUGUGACCGAUCGCAUGCGGCUUUGUGACCUCGGCAUUUUAACACCCAUGUCUAAUGUUAAUUCAAGGCAAUGCUGAGACUCUUCUCUGUGUCAGAUGACUUCUCAGAGUCAAUGGUACGUGUGUCUCCACUGGCUUUGUGCAGUCACACCGUGCUUUAUGUGUCAGGGUCUCGGUCUGAAGUGUCUAUGCAACAAGGCUUCCUUCAUGGACGAGGAAAGUCCUGGCUGGCAUGACGACCAGUAUUUGCCCUUUGUGAUGAUUUGUGCAGUACAUGGAGAAGUCCUAUGAGAGAGAUGUUUCAUAUGUGAAAUGCCUUUUUGUCCCUGGGGGGAGAGGAGGAGACUGAAUAUGUUGAAAUAUUUGGAAAAGACUCACUGAAGGCAUCUUUUUGAGGCAGUGUUACCACAGCGUUUGUGGGGAUCCCUUACAAGUGUGAUUUUGUGGAUAUUUGUGCAAGGGGAUGGAUUGUGCAUCGCUAACUGCCAUCCUUUUUCUAAAGCACCACCUGUGGAGCCCGUCCACUCCCAAGUGCAGCCUGGUUCUGUGUGUGUCGGAGGUGUCAGUGCAUGUUUUUACAGCCAUUAGAUCGAUGUUGUGUGUCUGUCAAAACGCAGGCCAGAAUCAACGUGACGUGCCCCUGAAUGUUUUCCUUCGUUGAUUCAGGUGUGUAGGUGAGGGGGUAGUAUGCGGUCGUCUGCAUGUUUCUAUCAUGAGCGUGAGACCGACACACUUUCUGGAAAUGCAUGCUUUUUCAAAACAAAACAACAAAAAAAGAUCAUUUAAUAAUGAAAAUGGAAUGAAUGUGGAAAAAUAGUGAGACACAUAAAAAACCUGGUGCAUUGUUUGGAGAAUACUGAAUACUGAAAUAUUGUGCAUCCUGUACCUGAGUUAAACUAUUUAAUGCAGUCUGUUAUACAGAGCCUUAAAGAGCUGCUGUUGAGAUACUUUGCAAAACAGAUAGCUUGGCUGUGUGUGUGUGUGUAUGUGUGUGUGUGUGUGUCUGUCUGUCUGUCUGUCUGUCUCUGUCUGUGUGUGUGAGUUUGUGAGUAUACCUGUAUGAGUGGAAGUAUGUUGCUUAUUUGCCAUGAAUGUUGGAUGGAGUCUAGAAAUUCUAUAUCUGAAGAAAUUACCAGUCAGUUGAUAAGAUGUUGAUAUGAUGUUUUAAUUUCCUCUCAUUCUCGAUAAUUUAAACAGUGCUGGUUCUUUUAUACUGUAUUUUUUAUUUUCUGAAGUAUAUCACAUAUUUAUAUACAAAUAGUUAAAGGAAAAUAACAUGGAUCAUGGUGGUGUAACCUUAAAACUACAGGUCUAUGUCUGGAAAGAUAUCAUUGAAUGCUUUAUUUUUCACUUUGUCUUUAUCAUGGAAAUCAAAAAAUAUUGUUGAUUUAAUUAACCCACUAAGUUUUUAAUAAACCAGCUGGGGUAUUGUAUGGUUUGUUGUUAACUUCAAACACGUAAUAUUUCUGUUUUCUGACAAUUCCAAGAUUAUUCACGUGCUCCCAUCAUUGUAAAUUUGUUCCAUUUAAAUAUCUUGAAACAAAUGCUAUUUUUCAAUGUAAACAUAAUGACGGAAAUAAUCGAAUAGCGCAUUUAAUAUUGUACCUAGGCUAUAUGUUUUAUGUUAAAGUGUUUGUGAUGGUGUGCCGCUGUAUUUGCGUUGUCAUUCAUACUGUCGCCAUCCCCACCACUCCCCUCAAAUAACAGCACGCUUUCUACGUGGUUAUAAACAAGGUGGAACUGAAUACAUGUUUUGGUGUGCAACUUUUCAUUCCUCAAAACCCUGUCUGAAAGUUGUGUUGUGCAAAGCUGGCUAAGAGCCUUUGCAGUGUGUCAUUGAAGUUCAUUGAUGGUAUGUCUUCUGAGAAAAUAAAGAAAUGUAUAUGAAUUAAA